UGCACCUUUUAUCCCAGCUACUUGGGAGGCUGAAGUAGGAGAAUCCCUUGAACCCGGGUGGCAGAAGUUGCAUGAGCCGGGAUCGCCCCACUGGACUCCAGCCUGGGUGACAGAGUGAGACUCCAUCUCAAUAAUAAUAAUAAAAUAAAUAAAGAAAAGAAAAAGUUUUAAGUGAGUUACUGGGAGCCAUUGAUGGAUUGUAAGGGAGGGAGGGAUACACAAGGACAUCUGGUAUGGAAAAGGGGGAAAAUUGCAGGUUGGAUGACGGGCCGGUAAUGUGGGCUGAGGGAUGGUAAAGGAGUGGCAGGGGAGUCAGAGACAAGAGAUCUCUUUGGAGAGGCAGUCCAGAAGGAAAAUCAGUAAGCGCUAGAAGACUCUAGAAUGCAGAAGUGCUUGAUGGUGCUAAACUGCAAAUGAUAGGGAAAAAGGCAGGCUCAGAGCACAAGAUAAUGAGUCAGGGUGUAGUCCCAUUGACGCUCUCCCCACCACCUGGUGGCCAUCCCUCUGCCACCCACCUCCGCGUCCCUCAUGGUAUUCCUGUGUUCCUGCAACCCCUCUCUACCUCCUUGUCACCCCUUCCUCCUGUGCUCGUCCAGGCCUCCUCUAGUCCAUGGAAUCCAACCCCGGCUCCCGUCAGCAGCCCUCCCCUGCUGCUCCCCAUCCCUGCCAUCGUCUUCAUCGCUGUGGGCAUCUAUUUGUUGCUGCUGGGUCUAGUCCUGCUGACUAGGCACUGCCUGCUGGCCCAGGGCUGCUGUGCGGACGGUAGCUCCCCCUGCAGGAAGCAAGGUGCCUCCGGGCCCCCAGACUGCUGCUGGACCUGUGCAGAAGCCUGCGACUUUCCUCUGCCUAGCCCGGCCCACUUCCUGGAUGCCUGCUGCCCCCAGUCCACCGGAGCUGUGAGUUCCAUUCCUACCCCCUGCCCCGCUGAGCCCUGAUCUAGGUAUGAUCAGUGCAUUCAUUUUUUUGCUCAACAACAUUUAUCUGAGCACCUUCUCAAGGCCAGGCACGGU
Messenger RNA from Piliocolobus tephrosceles (Ugandan red Colobus), 1010 nucleotides. RefSeq lists its product as uncharacterized. The record is from RefSeq and is a predicted model, not a curated record. The transcript is spliced from 2 exons. The coding region runs from base 414 to 935 and encodes 173 amino acids. NCBI's taxonomy places the organism in Eukaryota, Metazoa, Chordata, Mammalia, Primates, Cercopithecidae.